Messenger RNA from Acanthamoeba castellanii str. Neff, 207 nucleotides. RefSeq lists its product as uncharacterized. Bases 1 to 207 code for a protein of 68 amino acids. The record is from RefSeq and is a predicted model, not a curated record. Gene Ontology annotation, cellular component: membrane. Lineage: Eukaryota; Discosea; Longamoebia; Acanthamoebidae. The transcript is spliced from 2 exons.
AUGGUGGACGCUGCGACAAGACUCACCGUUGGAGACAUCCUGCUGCUCAUCCUCGGCAUCCUUCUGCCGCCACUGCCCGUCCUCAUCAAGCGAGGUUGCGGCUGCCAGUUCCUUUUGAACAUCCUUCUCUGUAUCAUAGGCCUCUGGAUCGGCGGUGUUAUACACGCCUGGUACAUUGUAUGCUCGACCUAUGGCGAGGCCCUCUAG